Penaeus vannamei (Pacific white shrimp) is the source of this 1534-nucleotide messenger RNA. NCBI's taxonomy places the organism in Eukaryota, Metazoa, Arthropoda, Malacostraca, Decapoda, Penaeidae. The record is from RefSeq and is a predicted model, not a curated record.
GAUUUGGUGCCAAUGACUCACGUGAAGCGGUGUCUGAGCCCCUCAUCAUCAACUGGAGUGAAUACCCCUUAAGCCUCCUGGUGAAACUCCUCUUCCUUUUGGAUAGGGGAGAUUUGACUGCUCAAGAGAGCAGAAAUAAGACAAAGGCUGCAGCUCAAGCCUUUCAUGCCAUAUUGCAGAAUGGGAACUGCAGUUCUCACUUAGUUGUAAAUGAGCUGCAGAAGCGUCUUAAAGUGCUAGUUAAUUAUGGUUUCUUUGAACUGCGAACUGGCACUGAAGCUGCUAAGUACCAUGUUAUUCAGCAGGACAAAGAUCUUCUUUCAUUUAAUGAUGCCUGCCACUAUCUAGGCAUCCACAAAAGUAAUGCUUUGGAGGACAAGAUAGCAAAAGUUAGAAAGAAGCUAAAACUAACACCUUUGGAGACAACAAGGAACUUCUUCAUGCAUUCAGAAAAUCUCUGGAUAAUGAAGAUGGGUGAUUUACUAACUCCUGAACAAGUAUAUAAAUUUCUAGCUAUUAUUUGGGAAAAAGGUCUAUUCUAUAUACCAUCUCAUCAAUACUUAACUGUAUUUGAAGAAAGCUCAAUGGAAAUUGAUGGAAUGAAGGAAUCUUUAUUCUUCUACAUCAUCCGAUGUCUUGAGAUGACUGGCACCUACACUGAAGCAGUUACUGAUAUUCUAGAAAAAUUGGGACAAGAAGCAGAGUCACACGAAGAGAAAAAUAUAAUCACAGACCUUACUGAAGAUUUAAGGUGUUAUCCCGCAAAAUGUCCCCCUACAGGAUACUGUAUUGUUUUCUGUGUAAUUGGGGACAGAGAUGGAGCAGAGUGUGAAAUAGAGGAAAUUCAGAGAGUAUUCGCUAAAAGUCUAGGAUUCAUAGUUGAAAUUCAUCGAGAUCCAGUAAAGGAAACAAUCAACACAGUCCUAGAGAAUUUGAAGAGCCCAAAGUAUCAUUUUUAUGAUUCACUACAGGUGUGGUUUAUGGGCAGAGGAGGAGAAGAUAAGUUUGAGCUUGCAGAUGGGACUUACUACAAGAAGAAGAAAAUAGCUUGCGAUUUUUCUGGAUUGAUGACCUUCAGUAAGAAACCAAAAUUAUUCUUCAUGGCUUCAGAUCAAGGGGAAGAAACACUACCAGUUAUUAGUGAUGGUAAGCAUAUGGUAUAAUUAUAUUUGUUUCUAAUAGUUUAUAAUCUUGUCAUCUCUUUUGUAGCAUGGUUCUUGGUAAGUGUAGUUUUUUUAACAGCCAUUUAACCUAUUUGUUAAGAGAGACAUGCAAUGAAUACAAUACUGUGGUAAUAGUGAAAAUGUCAUUUAUGAUGUGUCCAUUAAAACCUAAACUUUUUGUCAAAUAUAUGGCCCAUUAAUUUUUAUAUUAUGAGUACCAUGACAUCAUUAAAGACCAAGGGGUGAAAAAAGUGAAACGCCCUUUCAGAUAAUCAAUUUUUGGACAAAAGUUUGGAAAUUAACACUGGGUAGUAUUAUGGAACACAGUUUGGUUUUGUACCUCUUUAUAAUAUAAACCUUUUUGUAAUAUU